CAGGGUGAGGGAUGGGAUGGGAGGUUGGGGAAAACAGCAAAGAUACCAGAAAUAUUUCGCCCGUUAAGUCAAGCCAUUUCUGUGUGGAAAUGAUCUGUGGAGCAGAUCAAUGAGGAUGCAGAUCGCUGACGGUUUCGAGAUCUUCAACCCUGUUUUUGAUGCACAUGGGGUGGAGGUGGGCUUGGGAAAACAGGUUCGAUCAAAGAACGAAGGGUUAAAGGUGCGGACGAGCCUAGUGGCAGCUUGUGACCAAGAGAGGGCGCCUGGACCGCCUAGGCCUGUCCCCACCCCUUUCCUACUUCUCUCCCCACCCGUCAAUAGCACACGCCAUUCUCCUGCGGAAGACCACGCACAUUUCCAGGUACCACGCAUAUUUCCAGGUACCACGCACAUUUCCUGCACUCUCGACUUCCUCUCUUGGCGUCUCCACUCAGAACCCACCUGCCCCCCGGCUUCUCAUCUCGGCUCUCCAGGCACAUCACCACUGGACAUGGCCGGUGUGGACCAGCGUGAGGGCACCAUCCAGGUGCAGGGCCAGAACCUCUUCUUCAGAGAGACCCGGCCUGGGAGUGGGCAGCCUGUCCGCUUCUCUGUGCUGCUGUUGCAUGGUAUCCGCUUCUCCUCGGAGACUUGGCAGAACCUGGGUACUCUGCAGAGGCUGGCCGAGGCUGGCUACAGGGCUGUGGCCAUUGAUCUGCCAGGUCUUGGGCGAUCCAAGGAAGCAGCAGCCCCUGCCCCUAUUGGGGAACCAGCCCCUGGCAGCUUCCUAGCUGCUGUGGUGGAUGCCUUGGAGCUGGGACCCCCAGUUGUGAUCAGUCCAUCAUUAAGUGGCAUGUAUUCACUGCCCUUCCUCGUGGCCCCCGGGUCCCAACUCCGGGGCUUCGUACCAGUGGCUCCUAUCUGCACAGACAAAAUCAAUGCUGUGGACUACGCCAGUGUGAAGACUCCAGCUCUCAUUGUAUAUGGAGACCAGGACCCCAUGGGCUCCUCCAGCUUUCAACACCUGAAGCAGCUGCCCAACCACAGAGUGCUGGUCAUGGAAGGGGCAGGGCAUCCCUGUUACUUGGACAAGCCUGAUGAGUGGCAUAAGGGGCUGCUGGAUUUCCUGCAAGGGCUAGCCUGAUAGGAGGUUACAGACUGCCUGCUCUAGGAUCUCUUGCUGUCUUCUCCUGGUCUCUGGCUUCUGCCUCACCUGCAACAGGUCUGUCUAUACAUCUGUCUGGGUUGCUGUCAUUUCUGUUUUUCUCUUGCAGUGACAGAUCAGAUCAAGGCGGUAAAUCAAGUGGAAAAAGCGUCGGGUUCAAGGGGAGAACUCUGAUUGUGGGUAAUCUGUAAGCUUCCUCUACAGGCUCCCCUCUUGGUUCUCACUUCUGCCUUACUUCACUUUCUGAUCCAUCUCUCUCUUCAGCCGCUCCACAGGACAGCCAUUCCUUCUGCCCCCCCCCCCCCCCCCCCCGCGCCCCUUAGACCACAGACAGCAUAUGGGUAUUGCUUGUUUAGAUCCAUCCCACACCCAGACAGAACCUUUCCCUUGGGAGCAGCACAGGGGUCCCACAUUCUUGUGUAGUUUGCACAGGUACAUGUGCAGUUUCCUGAAGGAUGGGGGGAAUCUUUGUAAGAGAUCCACUUGCCAGGAUAAAAAUGUGGCCACCGCUAGGUACACCCGUUGCAACUGGCUCCAGACCAGAAUGGCCUCCUCAGAAGGGGAGGUGCUUUUCAAAUCUCCCUUAGGGGCUGCAUACCUCCCCAGGUAAUCAAGCACGGAUCUUCUCAGGCAAGCCCAUUUCCUUCCCUGAGGUCUGGGAGUGGGAUAAGGAGAGGAGACCGACUGCGGAGGUCCCUGAAAUAAAAUGAUACAAUUAGACCUCA
Molecule: messenger RNA, 1869 nt
Organism: Mus caroli (Ryukyu mouse)
Lineage: Eukaryota; Metazoa; Chordata; Mammalia; Rodentia; Muridae
Gene: Abhd14b
Product: abhydrolase domain containing 14B
Biological process (GO): positive regulation of transcription by RNA polymerase II
Cellular component (GO): cytoplasm
Molecular function (GO): hydrolase activity
Source: RefSeq, a predicted model, not a curated record